CUUCGUUUCCCCAACCCGCCUCGGUUCUCCAGGAGCUAGCUACCCCACAUUCUACCGGCGCUUGACUGUUUCUAGUAAGCCCAGCCGAUACCCACGCUUUCUGUUUCGAUGAGAGGUCCGUUCGGUAGCUCGGCUUAGCGCGGUUCAAGAAGUGCGGAGAGUGGAGAUGAGGGGGAGCUGGGAAUGCCCCGAUGAUCGGAUCGGAGGAGCAGCAAAUAUCAAUGGAGGCGACAUACCCAAGCCAUCCUGGAUGGAGUGAGCACCAUGUUUUCCGUCGGCAAUUUGCUGUCGUCGAUGUUGCCUCUUUCUCUGCUAGAUUACAACCCAACCUAGGUACAUACUCCUGGAUCAACAACCCAGGCUCGUGGCUUUAUUUCGGAACCUCUUCCCUUGGUCUAGUGCCGCCGCCUGCAGUGCCUGGUCGGGUUUAAUAAAGCCGGCCAAUAGACGCCAACGUCUCUGAUCCAGCCGAACUCUGCCGACCGCUAUUUGGGCCGGCUCGUACUCUCGCCACCAUCCCCUAGUUUGCUCCCUUCCUCCUCUCCUUAUUCUCCUUCUCUUUCUAUAGCUCGGCCGCAGCAUCCUAUCCGACAUGCGUCGAGCGAUAUCGCGGAGCCUGUCCGCCAACACCUCCCGCGCACAGUCGGCAACAGCAGCAACAGCAGCACCCCUCUCGCUCCUCGCCCUCUCCCGAGCCGGGCGGCCGGCCCCAGCAGUAGCGAUGGCGUCACCACGGUCCAGUACGGCGGCGAGGAGGCUGCACGCGACGGCGCGGCACCUCGCCCCGGCGUCGGCGGCCAUGGUCUCGACGGCCACGAGCUACCCGACCACGCACGACAAGAUCGCUAACGUGACCGACACGCCCUACUUUAUCGAUAACAAGUUCGUUGCCUCGGAGGCCACCAACUUGAUCGACCUGCACGACCCGGCGACCAACAACCUGGUGACGCGGGUGCCGCAGAUGACCGACGCCGAGCUCAAGGCCGCCGUCGCGUCGGCCGAGCGCGCCUUCCCGACCUGGCGCGCCACGUCGGUCCUGGCGCGCCAGCAGAUUAUGUUCAAGUUCGUCGGCCUGAUCCGCGAGAACUGGGACCGGCUCGCGGCCAGCAUCACGCUCGAGCAGGGCAAGACGUUCGCCGACGCCAAGGGUGACGUGCUCCGCGGGCUGCAGGUGGCCGAGGCGGCCUGCGGCGCCCCGGAGCUGCUAAAGGGCGAGGUGCUCGAGGUGGCCAGGGACAUGGAGACGCGCACGUACCGCGAGCCCCUGGGAGUCGUGGCCGCCAUCUGCCCCUUCAACUUCCCCGCCAUGAUCCCGCUCUGGUGCAUCCCCAUCGCCACCAUCACGGGCAACACGCUCAUCCUCAAGCCGUCCGAGCGCGACCCGGGCGCGGCCAUGAUCCUGGCCGAGCUGUGCCAAAAGGCCGGUUUCCCCGACGGUGUCGUCAACGUGGUGCACGGCGCCCACCGCACCGUCGACUUCAUCCUCGACGAGCCCGCCAUCAAGGCCGUCUCGUUCGUCGGCGGCAACAAGGCCGGCGAGUACAUCUACUCGCGCGGCAGCGCCAACGGCAAGCGCGUGCAGGCCAACCUCGGCGCCAAGAACCACGCCGCCGUGCUGCCCGACUGCAACAAGAACCAGUUCCUCAACGCCGUCACGGGCGCCGCCUUUGGCGCCGCCGGCCAGCGCUGCAUGGCCCUCAGCACCCUCGUCAUGGUGGGCGAGACCAAGGAGUGGCUACCGGAACUGGCCGAGCUGGCAAAGGGCCUGAGCGUCAACGGCGGCUUCGAGCCCGGCGCCGACCUGGGCCCCGUCAUCACGCCGCAGAGCAAGGCCCGCAUCGAGUCGCUGAUCGCGAGCGCCGAGGAGGAAGGCGCCACCAUCCUGCUGGACGGGCGCGGUUACAAGCCCGCCAAGUACCCGGACGGCAAUUGGGUCGGCCCCACCAUCAUCACGGGCGUGACGCCGGAGAUGAGGUGCUACCGCGAGGAGGUCUUCGGCCCCGUGCUCGUGUGCCUCGAGGCCGGCUCGCUCGACGAGGCGGUCGAGCUCAUCAACGCGAACGAGUACGGCAACGGCGUCGCCAUCUUCACCCGCUCCGGCCCCACGGCCGAGUCGUUCCGCCGCGACAUCCAGGCCGGCCAGGUCGGCAUCAACGUGCCCAUCCCCGUGCCCCUGCCCAUGUUCUCCUUCACGGGCAACAAGCGCAGCGUCGCCGGCGGCGGCGCCAGCACCUUUUACGGCAAGCCCGGCAUCAACUUCUACACCCAGCUCAAGACCGUCACGGCCCUGUGGCAGUCGGCCGAUGCCAUCGCCAAGAAGGCCGACGUGGCCAUGCCGACGCAGAGCUGAGUUUUGGUUGGUGCAGUCAAAGAAACAAACGUGCCGAAUAACUGGGCUGCGGGGACUUGUCCUUUUUGCUUGUUGGAGACGCUGGUGGGUGUACACCCAAUGUGCCUUUGGGGCACCCGCCCUGACCAAAAAAGUCUGGACCGCAAAUUUUUUCCCCACCACCACAAAAAAAAGGAGCUCAUUCAAUCUGCAAUUAUUUUACCCCCUGCAUUUAUAAAAAGCGAAAAACGUUAUUGUGGCUAUAAGUAAUGCUUUUUGCAUUAAAAUAAUUACAAAUUCCUUAAACGCGUGUUUUUUUAGGUGUAGAAUGCGGCGCGGGCAUGUUGUUUGGCUUUGGUGCUGGUGCAAUUGUG
Gaeumannomyces tritici R3-111a-1 is the source of this 2703-nucleotide messenger RNA. Its product is annotated as methylmalonate-semialdehyde dehydrogenase. The transcript has a single exon. Gene Ontology annotation, cellular component: mitochondrion. Gene Ontology annotation, molecular function: malonate-semialdehyde dehydrogenase (acetylating, [NAD(P)+]) activity; methylmalonate-semialdehyde dehydrogenase (acylating, NAD+) activity. The record is from RefSeq and is a predicted model, not a curated record. Bases 593 to 2350 code for a protein of 585 amino acids. NCBI's taxonomy places the organism in Eukaryota, Fungi, Ascomycota, Sordariomycetes, Magnaporthales, Magnaporthaceae. Gene Ontology annotation, biological process: L-valine catabolic process; thymine catabolic process.